AUGAAUAGGGAAGAAUUUCAAGCGCAUUGGAGCACCUUGACAGAGAGUCAAGCUCCGCAUGCAGUAGAUGCAGCAUGGCGACGAUACCAAUCGUUGAGUACCAGCCAGCGAGAUGUGGACGACCCAUCAGCAGAAGAAUUCAUAGGAACAUUCCAGGACUUCUUGAAUGAUGGAAAUGUCAAGAAUGCCUUGCUCGAGCACAAGUUCGUGACGCUGGCAGCCAAUACUAUCCCAUGGAGUGCGACGGGCAUCCACAUCCAGCAGGGGCAAGUAAUCUCGACAUUCGCAUCAGGGCGAGCAUGGCGCUCCAGAGUCCUCGACAUGUAUCUACGACCACAAUUUGCACUCUGGUACAAAAUCGGACUCAAUGGCCGAGUUUUCAACUCAACAGGAGAUUCAAACACAUUCGAAUCAAUCGACGAGUCAGGCGAACUGUUCAUCGCAAACCAAUUCCCCGGCCAAUUCGGCGAACCCGACGCGGACUGGUCAUACCUGUGGUUUUUGGGAAAGUCGGAGAUUUACCAUCUUACCGAUUGGAGUGGGCAGCCGUGUAUGCAUUGUAAGCCGGAUCUGAAUACGGGGAUUCUGCAAAAGAAUCUCAGCCCGCCUCUCGCAUUUGAACCGAAUACCGUAGUGUCCUGGACAUGGCUGCUGAUGUCCCUUCCAUCGCGGCUGCGAGAAGACUUGACUUUCACACACGACUAUCUCUCCGUGGCUUUCGAAUUUGAGAAUGGUCGCGACCUGACAUAUACCUGGUCUUGGGAACUACCCAAGGACUGUGGAUAUUGGUGUCCAUUACCUGCUUGGGCUGAUCGAGAAUUUCACGUUGUUGUCCGCUCGGGUACGGAGGAAUUGGGAGAAUGGCUUGAGGAGAGGAGGGAUCUGUACGCGGAUUAUAUUAAGUAUAUUGAGCAGGGUCGUGAAGAUGAUAGGAAAAUGCCUAGGCAGGUGGUGAGAGUGUGGUUCAUUGCUGGCAAUCGAUGGCAAAGGUACGAAGGGGAGAUGUUCGUGAGGGAUUUGAAGAUUGAGCAGGGCGAGAGGGCGCUCGAGAUUUUGUAA
This is a messenger RNA of Cyphellophora attinorum, 1059 nucleotides long. RefSeq lists its product as uncharacterized. The record is from RefSeq and is a predicted model, not a curated record. The transcript has 2 exons. Bases 1 to 1059 code for a protein of 352 amino acids. NCBI's taxonomy places the organism in Eukaryota, Fungi, Ascomycota, Eurotiomycetes, Chaetothyriales, Cyphellophoraceae.